AUGAGUACUCAUGUCAUUUCUAAACAGAAUUUCUUAUUAUCAAUUGAUUUGGAUAUAGUUCGCGAGGGACAAAAUGAACAGAACAAACUCCAAAACAUUGGUAGUCCUGUUAAGCUUUAUUUUCAUCAUUGGGUCACAACUCCAGUUCAAUCAAUUAGUCUUGAACAUUUACGAAAAGACAAGGAUCAACACCAGCAACUAGUAAUCACUAUUUGUGAAUCAAAGAAUGUUUUAUUUAUUCAUUUUAUAGCACCGGUAAAUUCAACAGGUGUUACUAAUGUUGUCCACAAGGUUCCAACUAAUCUUGUAUGA
Entrophospora candida is the source of this 312-nucleotide messenger RNA. Lineage: Eukaryota; Fungi; Glomeromycota; Glomeromycetes; Entrophosporales; Entrophosporaceae. The record is from the annotation of a GenBank genome assembly.